AUGAGUGUUAUAAGAGUAAAAUGCUAAAAGGAAUAACAUGAGUUUGUAGAAUUAGCUUGCUUAAAUAAAUAAUGUAAAGCUAAUAGAAUUUAUUGUCAUUAAUGUCUUAAAAAUGGAGAUCAUGUCGCUCAUCCAAAAGAUUAAAAGAAUUUAAUUGAAUUAAUAGACUAUUUUCAUAAUCUUGGCAAGGAAAGUGAGAAACUAAUAUAAAAUUUAUGUUUAAUGGUAGAAUAGUUAAAGGAUUUAAUGUUUUAAUUAAAUUAAGAAUUGAGAACAAAAUAUCAAUUUUCUAAAGAAAGAUUGUAAUCAUUAAAUACAAAACAAUUGAAUUAGGCUUUAGAUUAGAUAAUUCAAUAUGAUGAUAUUUAAAUCAUUAUAAAAAAUCAAUUACAAAUAUGUUCAGAUAAUAUGAUCAAAUAAAUUCAAAUACAAAUGAAUGAAUUGAAAUUAGAUCAAGUAAAAAUAUAUUAAUUAAAUCAAUAAGAUCAAAAAAAGGUAAAAGAACUAUAUUAAUAAGGUAUUCAUAUCAUUUAUUUAGCCAAAAAAUUACAUUAUGAUGAUAAAUAUGAAGAGGCAAUCAAAAUAUUAGAUGGUGCAUUAAAAAUUGAUCAAAAUCAUUUGGAUUCAUUAUAUUUAAAAGGUAUUUAAACUAUAUGUAAAUGAAUUAGCUAAUUGUUUAGAAUAUCUGCAUCAAUACAAAGAUGCAAUUAUAUGGGCUGAUAAAGCUUUGUUGAUUAAUUCAAAUCAUUUGGAUUCAUUAUCUUUAAAAGGUAUUAAAAACUAUAUGUAAAUGAAUUAGCUGAAUGUUUAAGAUGGCUACGUAAUUACAAAAAUGCAAUUAUAUGGGCUGAUAAAGCUUUGAUAAUUAAAUCAAAUCAUUUGGAUUCAUUAAAUACAAAAGGUAUUUCAACAUUUCUAAAAUAGGUGAUUCAUUACUGCGAUUGGGGGAAUAUGAAGUAGCUCUUAAGAUUAUUGACUAAGCACUGAAUUAAUCUCCAAAUCAUCAUUACUGCUUAUACUUAAGAGGUUGAUUAUAUUUCUAUUUUGUAGGAGAAUGCUUAAAAUCAUUACAAAGAUUUGAAGAAGCAAUUGUUUAUUAUGAUAAGGCUAAUUAGAUCAAGCCAAAUCAGUAAGUAUACAAAAAUGGCAAAGGUAUACGAAGUAUAUAUAUAUAUCUAGCUGAAUGUGAGAAAUAAAUUGAUAAUUAUAAAUGCAUCUAGUGAUUAUUGAAUAAAAGAUAUUAACUAAUAC
Paramecium octaurelia is the source of this 1251-nucleotide messenger RNA. Lineage: Eukaryota; Ciliophora; Oligohymenophorea; Peniculida; Parameciidae. The record is from the annotation of a GenBank genome assembly.